AUGCGUCUACUGAGACACUGGUGUGAGAAAGCCAGUCAGAUCAUGGUUUUGGACCCUGAAUCCAACCCUUUCUCGUUCCCGAUUCUUGAAUAUCUGCACAUCUCCCCGUCUCUCAUGCCGACUAUUCUGAGUAUCAGUGCUGCCCAUGAACAAUUUUUCAAAAAGGAACGUCUUGAGACGUGUCUUGAGGAGAGAGGGAAAGCGUUGUUGCUUUUGCAGGAGGAGCUGGCCGGACGCCAACGGCCACAUCCAAUUACCUUUCUGACUGUAUUUAUGCUUGGCAUUAGUACACCUUGGAUCGAUCCCUCGUCUUCCCAAUUUGGGUAUGAGCAUCUGAAUGGAGCAAGGGCUUUGAUUGAGCUAAUGAUCAAUCCAUCGACAAAUACCGAUGGCAAAUUCGCACAGUUGGCUCUUGGUACAUAUUUAUACUGGGAUAUGGCGUUGUCAUUUCUUGUUGAACCAGACCAACAGUCUGCAACUAGCUCAUCAAUCCCAGAAGCAGUGGCAAAGAUUGCAGGGGACUUUCAUCCAAUUAUGGGCUACUCGGCUGAGAUCAUGUACACUCUUGCAAAUCUCGGGCGGUACUGCAGGUCAUUCAUUGAUCUCGGCAUCAGAGACAAGGCGCUAGAGGAAGAAUCCGAAGCACGGUUGCUGGCAUGGCGGCCAACUACCAAAAGUCCAGAACUCAUUCUGCUGGGUAAUGCGUUCCGAAACCAUGGCCUGAUCAAUCUGUACCGAAUCUGUGGACGAACAGGUGGUCGAACUGAGGAAGAUUUAGGCAGGCGUGAUUACUCGCCUGUCGAAAACAUUGAAACAGAGAAGGUCAUCAGACAAUACGCUCUACAGACAGUCAGAGAUCUGAGUCUCAUCCCCACCCAUAACUGGCAUACCAACAUGCAGGCAAUUUCACUUUUGACUGCAGGAUCAGAGCUUACGGCAAAUGAUCAACGGGAACGAGAUAUGGUAGUUGACCGAUUUAAUGCUUUGUAUUCAAUCAACCGAUUACCUGGUAACUUGAUGGCGAUUGAUAUUCUGCAAGAUGUUUGGCAAGCCCGGGACCUUGAAAUUACUAUGUCAUGGGUACACAUUAUGCUCCUACGAGGAUGGAGGUUAAGUCUUGGUUGA
Molecule: messenger RNA, 1125 nt
Organism: Penicillium griseofulvum
Lineage: Eukaryota; Fungi; Ascomycota; Eurotiomycetes; Eurotiales; Aspergillaceae
Exons: 1
Coding region: 1-1125 (374 amino acids)
Biological process (GO): positive regulation of transcription by RNA polymerase II
Cellular component (GO): nucleus
Molecular function (GO): transcription cis-regulatory region binding; DNA-binding transcription factor activity
Source: RefSeq, a predicted model, not a curated record